Talpa occidentalis (Iberian mole) is the source of this 4338-nucleotide messenger RNA. RefSeq names its product protein tyrosine phosphatase non-receptor type 1 (gene PTPN1). The transcript is spliced from 9 exons. Gene Ontology annotation, molecular function: protein tyrosine phosphatase activity. The coding region runs from base 145 to 1419 and encodes 424 amino acids. Gene Ontology annotation, biological process: protein dephosphorylation. The record is from RefSeq and is a predicted model, not a curated record. NCBI's taxonomy places the organism in Eukaryota, Metazoa, Chordata, Mammalia, Eulipotyphla, Talpidae.
GACAUGAAGAAGCAGCGGCGGCCCGGGCGGCGGUAGCGGCGGGAUCGAGGCUCGCGCGGGGUCCGGGCGGAGGCGCUCCGCGGCCUAGAGCGGCAGACGGCGCGGCGGGCCGAGGAGGAGGCGCGGCGGCCGCCCUGGCCCGACAUGGAGAUGGAGAAGGAGUUCGAGCAGAUCGACAAGGCCGGGAGCUGGGCGGCCAUUUACCAGGAUAUCCGACACGAAGCCAGUGACUUCCCAUGUAGAGUGGCCAAACUUCCUAAGAACAAAAACCGAAACAGGUACAGAGAUGUCAGUCCCUUUGACCAUAGUCGGAUUAAACUGCAUCAAGAAGAUAACGACUACAUCAAUGCUAGUUUGAUAAAAAUGGAAGAAGCCCAAAGGAGUUACAUUCUUACUCAGGGCCCCUUGCCCAACACGUGCGGUCACUUCUGGGAGAUGGUGUGGGAGCAGAAGAGCAGGGGCGUGGUCAUGCUCAACAGAGUGAUGGAGAAAGGAUCGUUAAAAUGUGCCCAGUACUGGCCGCAAAAAGAAGAAAAAGAAAUGAUCUUUGAAGACACAAAUUUGAAGUUAACAUUGAUCUCUGAAGAUAUAAAGUCAUAUUACACAGUGCGACAGCUAGAAUUGGAAAACAUUACAUCUCAAGAAACUCGAGAGAUCUUACAUUUCCACUAUACCACGUGGCCUGACUUUGGAGUCCCCGAAUCACCAGCCUCAUUCCUGAACUUUCUUUUCAAAGUCCGCGAAUCGGGCUCACUCAGCCUGGAGCACGGCCCCAUCGUGGUGCACUGCAGCGCCGGCAUCGGCAGGUCGGGCACCUUCUGUCUGGCUGACACCUGCCUCUUGCUGAUGGACAAGAGAAAAGACCCUUCUUCAGUCGAUAUCAAGAAGGUCCUAUUAGAAAUGAGGAAAUUUCGCAUGGGGCUGAUCCAGACGGCAGACCAGCUCCGCUUCUCCUACCUGGCUGUGAUCGAAGGUGCCAAAUUCAUCAUGGGAGACUCUUCAGUGCAGGAACAAUGGAAGGAGCUCUCCCACGAGGACUUGGAGCCCCCACCCGAGCACGCCCCCCCACCUCCCCGGCCACCCAAACGAAUCCUGGAGCCACACAAUGGGAAGUGCAAGGAAUUCUUCCCCAACCACCAGUGGGUGAAGGAUGAGACCGAGGAGGACAGAGUGGAUGGCCCUGUCAAGGAAGAAGUCAGAAGCCCCUUACAUGUCCCCUGCGACGUGGAUAGCACGAGUCAAGACACUGAAGUCAGACGGCGGGUCGUGGGGGGUGGUCCUGCCCCGGGGGAGCCAUCGCCACCCAAGGAGGAGCAGGACCAGGCGCCGACUCACUGGAAGCCCUUCCUGGUCAACAUGUGCAUGGCCACGGUCCUCACGGCCGGCGCCUACCUCUGCUACCGGGUGUGUUUCCACUGACGGCCGGGCCGGCGGACAGCGUGUACGGAGAGCGCUGGCCGGCAGCCGGCGUUGGGUCAGCGCUGCGGAGGACCUGAGCCGGUCUCAGAAGAAACAGCUCAAAGGUUUGAAGUCUGGAACUGUGAAGGGCUAAUGAGAGCGUUGAGGAUUGAUGCACUGGGGUUUUAAGGAGCCCUGUGGUCCCAAGAAUUUAAGAGACUAAUCUCAGGGCCUUAACCUAUUCAGGAGUAAGUAGAGAAAAUGCCAAAUACGUCUCUCUCUCUUUUUUUUUUGUUCAUUUGUUUUUGAAAAAAAAAAAAAUAGAAUUACAACACAUUGUUGUUUUUAACCUUUAUAAAAAAGCAGCUUUUUGUUAUUUCUGGGGGGUAAAAAAAAAAAAAGACUAGGCGCUUAUGAGACUUUCUUGUACCCCUUGGUGGCAUAAUCAGACACACGAUGUAUGUCGGGUUUCCCAGGGAAGGACUCCCACACUUUUACGAAUGUAAACGCCUUUGGAGAAGAGGGUUUAGGGUUCAGGUUGCUGCCUCGCUCGGCGCCGCCCACCACAGUGCACACUGAGCGUGCACAGGGUCCGCCACCUUUCCCGUUUGGGGAAGAACAACAGCAAAAGUCCGUCUCAAAAAAACAAACCCGGCUUCUGCUUUUGCUCAGGUGUCCUCGUCCGCUGCGUUAGCCAUCCCGCCUCCUUCCAGCUUGCUCACGUCCUGCCCUCGCCACCCCUUCCCCUAAAAGGGCUUCCUCCAGCCUCCGCCUCAGUGUCAGAGGUCACCCCAGGGUGGCUCCCAGCUUUUCAGCCUGCCCUUGAGGCCCAGAAGGAGCAGUUUCCACUGCUUCUGGAAGGCGUGCCAUCACAGUGGCGCCUGCACCGCGGAUGCGCGUUGCUGCUCGAGUGAGAAGAGAGGAGGGUUCUCGCCAUUCUGGUUAUGGAAAUCGCUUCGCGAGGCAGUUUUUCUUGUCAUUUUAUGUUUAACCUCUUCCAAGCAGCCAUCUCUGAGGGCAUCAGCAACAUGUAGGCCCCCCCCCCCCCCCCGCUUAGAGCUGAUUUUUGGGAUGAGGAGGCUAUUGUCAAAACAAAGCAGAACAAAACAUACUUCAUGGAGGCUGCAGAGGCCGCGAGGGGCUCAGGGAGGGCACAAGUCUGCAGCGCAGAAUCUAACACACACACACCCCCACCGCCCCGCUGGCAGAGCCCGUCCCGACCAGCCGGCACCUGUGGUGGGCAGGGCCCAGGACAGAGUAGCGCUAGAACCACCCUCCCUGGGGCCGUCUCGCCCGUCUCCUUUCUCCCCGCCCCUUCCUUUGAGUCCCAAAUCCACACCCCAUCUUUUGAGAGCGCCUAGGAGCGUCCCGUGACCGAGAGGAGAAGCGACCCCCUUGGUGCCUCCAGCGUCUGCACUGGCCUCCUCCGAGGGGGAGGGAAGGAGCCUCCCCAUUUUUUAAAAAUCUCCCCCUUCCCCAAAGGCGUCCAUAGUGCACUAGCAUUUUCUUAAACCAAUAACGUAUUAAAAUUUUUUGAUGUCAGCCUUGCAUCAAGGGCUUUAUCAAAAAGUACAAUAACAAACCCUCAGGUAGUGCAGGGGAAGCAAGACUGGGCCGCGAGCCUGCUGCCCCAGACCGGCGCCAGGGAGGCGGACGGUGGCGAGCAGGCGUCGUUUCGUGACGUUGUGGGUAGCGAGAAGAGGUUUGGCAUAUGUUUAUAGACGUGGGAUAAUAUAUAGUGACCACUUGGGUAUUUAAGACACAUGACGUGAGAUUCCUCGGUCCCGGUUAGCCCCGCCCCACCCCGCCUGCCCCCGCGCCCGGGCGCCGCUGUCCCUCUGUGUAUUCGGAUGCAUGUGCCGUCUCGUGUCCCGCUCAGAUACCACGUGCUUGCGACGCUUAGGUCUCUGCCGACUUGCGUGCCCGUGUACAAGCCCAGUGUCCCUUUGCAUGAGCUGACUGUUAUUACGUGGCUGUGGUUCCGAGGCUGUUGCUCAAGUUGUCACCACUGUGGUGAUGUGGCCCAGUGCCCGGUGGUUGCCUAGUUCCUGGCACCGUGCUCUGGGAGGCCCGGCCUGUCCCUGCCCAGCUGGGUCCCCGGUAACUCAGACAUUCCAAGGGGAAGGAAGCCAUCGUCACACCUCACACUCUGGACAUGUAGGUGGGCAGGGGUCCCCCCACACCUCCCCUCGGGAUCAGCCUCCACUGUCCCAAGUUCACACUCCUUGAGCAGACCGUGAUUGGGAACCAAGGCGACGGUCAAAAACCACACUUCUCGAAAUGACCCGGAUGCAGCCCCUGUGAGUCACCCCGCUGCACUCUGGGUCUGGGGCCUGGCCAAGAGGCGUGCCUGCCCCCACCCUUGACCCUGGGGCCUGAUGGUGCUCACAACUCUUCCUGCGAGGGGAACUCAGACCUCCACAUUAAGUGGCUUUUUUAACAAGAAAAAAAAACAAAAGGCAGCUGUAGCUCACAAGCUGCUCUUCGGCCAGCAUUUUCACAUUUUGCCUUUCACGUGUGAGAAGCCCGAGCAGAGAAAUUCUGUGGUGGGAACAUUUGAGGCAUCGCCCCGCAGAGCCUUGGUGAGGUGUGGAGAAGGCCAAGGUGCCAGGCUGCAAGCGUUUCUGAGUUGGGCUUGUUUGUCCCCGAAGUCCUGUAUAUGUUGUGGUAGUCGGGUGUGUGUAGAUAGUAGCACUUCAAAGUGGAUGUACUGGCUUAGCCUCCUGUCCUUGGAAAACUGAUGGUUCUCCAUCCGUCACAUGUAUGUUAGAGAAGUAGCGAGCUGCUCUGCUAUAUGCCUUAAGCCAAUAUUUACUCACCGGGUCAUUCUUUUUUACAAUGGCCAUGGAAUAGACCGUUUUUACAAAAAUAAAAACAAACAAAAAAAACCGAGGUGUUUGGUAUAAUGCCUUUUCAGGUGUGUGUAUAUGUGGGUGCAUG